AUGGCCGCGGGGCCGCCCGGCAGCCGCCGCCUCCUGCCGCUGCUGCUGCUGCUGGGGCCGGCGCUGGGGCCGGCGCUCGGCCAGGGCCUGGGGCAGACGCGCUUCAUCUGCACCUCGGUGCCGCUGGACGGGGACGUGUGCGCCGCCUCGGCGCUGGGCACCGGCUCUGCCGAGGAGCUGAAGGGCACCGUGCUGCAGCUGCGGGAGACCGUGCUGCAGCAGAAGGAGACCAUCAUGAACCAGAAGGAGACGAUCCGCGAGCUCACCGCCAAGCUGGGCCGCUGCGAGAGCCAGAGCGUGCUGGAGCUGCCCGGCGAGGGAAAGGGCAGGAAGGGCUUUUCCAAGAACACCAUGGGCGACCUGUCGCGGCCGGCCGCCGCCGAGACCCUCAGCCAGCUGGGGCAGACGCUGCAGUCCCUGAAAACCCGGCUGGAGAAUCUGGAGCAGUUCAGCAGGAUGAACUCCUCCAGCCAGACCAACAACCUGAAGGACAUCCUGCAGAACAAGAUCGAUGACCUGGAGAAGCAGGUGCUGUCGCGGGUGAACAGCCUGGAGGAGGGCAAGCUCAGCCCCCGCAACGAGUCCGAGGAGCGCGGCAAGAUCGAGAGCACCCUCACCUCGCUGCACCAGCGCAUCAGCGACCUGGAGAAAGGCCAGAAGGACAACCGGCCCCCGGACAGGUUCCAGCUCACCUUCCCCCUGCGCACCAACUACAUGUACGCCAAGGUGAAGAAGAGCCUGCCCGAGAUGUACGCCUUCAGCAUCUGCAUGUGGAUCAAAUCCAGCGCCUCCCCCGGCAUGGGCACCCCCUUCUCCUACGCCGUGCCCGGGCAGGCCAACGAGCUGGUGCUCAUCGAGUGGGGCAACAACCCCAUGGAGAUCCUCAUCAACGACAAGGUGGCCAAGCUGCCCUUCGCCAUCAACGACGGCAAGUGGCACCACAUCUGUGUCACCUGGACCACGCGGGACGGCGUGUGGGAAGCCUACCAGGACGGCACGCAGACGGGCAACGGCGAGAACCUGGCCCCCUACCACCCCAUCAAACCCCAGGGCGUCCUGGUGCUGGGCCAGGAGCAGGACACGCUGGGCGGCGGCUUCGACGCCACGCAGGCCUUCGUGGGGGAGCUGGCCCACUUCAACGUGUGGGACCGCAAGCUGAGCCCGGGGGAGGUGUACGGCCUGGCCACCUGCAGCUCCAAGGCACUCGCGGGCAAUGUCAUCGCCUGGGCCGAGGCCAACAUCGACAUCUACGGCGGGGCCACCAAGUGGACUUUCGAGGCCUGUCGCCAGCUCAACUAGGGCCACGGACAAGCGAGAGAAACCUCCUCAGCGGGUUCUUUUAUUUAUUUGUUUUUUUCCUCCUUCUUUUGCGCAAAAACAACCGAGAACGAAGCGACCCGACUCGUCCCGGGAGCAGGGAUGCCCCGGCAGCGGGGCGCCCGCCCCCGGAGCCCCACGACCCUCCGGUUUCUGUCUUGCCAACGUCCUUCAACGCCUGCGUGCCUUGGCCUGGCGCGGCUGCGCCCCCCCGCCGCCCCCCGGCCCGGCCCCCGCUUCGCCGCCGCUUCCCUUGGGCACCGGCCCCUGAAAAGGCUGCGGGGCCCGGCCCAGAGCCCCCCGGGGGCUCCUCUCUGUGCAGCCUGACCCCCGGCAGGGUGCUGCCCCCAAAGCUGGGGGAGAGUUGCAACAUCCCCCCCACCCCAGCUGCGCUCCAUUCCGGGGCUGGGACUCCGAGGAGGGGCGACCCCUCCGCUGCCAGCCCCGGGAGGAGCCGCCCCCCUGCCCCGGGGAGCCCCGCGCCCCUCCCCGGCCGGCGCUGCCCCCGAGCACCACAGCCAUAGCCCCGGGCUGCGGCGGGCACCGGGGCGGGACCCCCGGCGGGACCCCCCGGCCCCGCUCCCCGACCUGCCGCACUCAGGUACCCCCGGCCCCGCCGCCUGCAGCCCCCCGAGGCUCCUACGCGCCGUAGCUGGUGACAAAUAGCCUUUACCGUCCCCUCCGGUCCAGCUCCCACUGACAGGUCUGAAGCCUUUCUGCUUUUGAUAAUACACUCUUGUUUCUCUUACUGUAAG
This is a messenger RNA of Onychostruthus taczanowskii (white-rumped snowfinch), 2072 nucleotides long. It is a transcript of the gene NPTX1, whose product is annotated as neuronal pentraxin 1. Lineage: Eukaryota; Metazoa; Chordata; Aves; Passeriformes; Passeridae. Gene Ontology annotation, cellular component: neuron projection; plasma membrane. Bases 1 to 1299 code for a protein of 432 amino acids. The record is from RefSeq and is a predicted model, not a curated record. The transcript has 5 exons. Gene Ontology annotation, biological process: axonogenesis involved in innervation.